UCUUUCUAAAAAAACUUGCUCUUUUGUAGAGAAAUCACUCAUCAUAUGAUGUAGCAAAAGUGACAGAGUCUCCACAGCUUUGAACUAUUAUUCCAUCUGUUCAUGGCAGCAUCAGCUCUCACAGUAAGAAAAGAUGAUUCUGGAAAUAGAUUGAAAGAACUACAAUAAAAAGAAGAAGUUGAGAACCACAGUAAAAGGUAGAUCGAGCCACUCGAGUUUUCUCAAUCUUUAUUGAAGCAGAUAAAAGAAAUAUGCACACAAGAAGAACAAAAAGAAACACACAGCACCUGCACGUAAAUGUCCCCACAAAGGAAAUAAAGCCGAUAGAAUCCACAGCAAGCAGUGUGCAUGAAGAAGAAGGAAAGCUACUUAUUCCAUGGCUUCUUUUUACUCCAACUGCUGGAGAUAUAAUAUGGCUACAUCGAUCGCCAUGGCAGAGAGGCAGGCAAACGGCAAGCUCUUCUGCCAUGGUGAUCCUGCGUUUGGCCCCUUCGUUCUCCCUGGUUCGCAGGCCUACCACCGUCUCCAUGCAGCACUCCGAUCUGAACACCCAGAGAAAACGAUGGAGGCAGCCUCAUGUGUUCUUGGAUACGAUGGACACCACCUUGUGCCAAUCCCACAAGGACUCGCCCCUGUUCCCCCCUCUGAAUCAGGCAAGUUCUUCUCUCUUCUUCGUCCUCGUGUUGCUGUUGAUCUCACGAUGAGGGAGGUUUGUGGCAGAGUGUGUUGGCAAUCAUAUGUGAUGAUGAGCCAGGGACAAAUCUGUACCCAUUGACCAAGAGAAGAUCCAAGUCUGCCAUCCCCGUGUCUGCACAUUACAGGAUCAUUGACUUUGUGGUGAGCAACUGCAUCAACAGUGACAUCACGAAGAUGUAUGCUCUAACUCAGUUUAACUCUACCUCUCUAAAUUCUCACAUAUCGAGAGCUUAUUCUGAUGUUAAGCUGGGGAAGGAUGGUUUUGUGGAGGUGUUGACUACAUACCAGAGCGCUGAGGACCUCAGUUGGUUUAAGGGAAAUGCUGAUGCGGUCAGGAGAUGGUUGUGGCUGCUGGAAGAGCAUCAGGUGAAGGAUUUCUUGGUUCUCCCUGGUCACCAUCUCUACGAGAUGGAUUACAGGAAACUGAUCAAGGCUCACAGAGAUAACAGAGCAGAUAUAACUAUUGCGAUGGCUAACAACGAUCGAAACUACGAUGCAAGUCAUGAUUUCCUUCUGCACACCAGCAAAAACCAGUUUCAUGGUCUGAUGUUAGCACCAGCUUCAGUUCACAGUCCAUCUGCAGCAGUCACAACCACUACAAAAUACCCGGUUUCGAAUGCUGAGAACAUGGGGAUAUAUGUCAUCAGAAGGGAUAUUUUGAUCGAACUUCUGCAGGAGCAGCUACCAAAGGCAAAUGAUUUUGGAACAGAAGUAUUACAGGGUGCAAUUGCCUUGGGAAUGAAGGUUCAUGCUUAUAUGUUUGAUGGACAUUGGAAUGAUCUCAGAAAUAUCGAAGCAUUUUACCAGGUCAAUAUAGAGAGCAUAACUAGAUCGAUGAGCACCAACUUCCAUGGCAGGCAUCCUGCAAUCUACACAUUGCCAAAUUAUCUGCCACCAACUACAAUAUCCAAUGCACUCAUAAAGGACAGCAUUAUUGGUGAUGGUUGCCUCCUAAAUAGGUGCAAGAUCAGUAACUCUGUGAUUGGCACGCGAACAUAUGUCGGUGAUGAUGCAGUGAUCAAGAAAUCUGUGGUUAUGGGGAGUGACAUCUACGAGGCAGAUGUGAGUUGGAACAUGACAAAGAUGCAACGCUCAGAAAUCCCAGUUGGAAUUGGUGAAAAAGCUCAUGUUCAGAAUGCGAUAAUUGAUAAGAAUGCGAGGAUAGGAAAGAAUGUCAAGAUUGUAAACAAAGAUGGUGUCCAAGAGUGUGACAGAGAGGCAUCUGGAUACAUCAUAUCUGGAGGCAUUGUUGUUGUCCUCAAGAAUGCAGUCAUACCAGAUGAUAGCAUCCUAUAAUUCCUCCACAUAGUUUAGCUCAGAUUUGUUGUCGAAUUUAAUUAAAUUUUGGCCAAACAAGGAAUAGAAAUUUAUAGAGAAAUACUGGCAUACAAAAAAUUUAGGAGCCAAAGUCACUGUUUUGAUCCAUGUAUUUUCCUCAUAUGAGGGAACACAAAAAAAUUUUAGUUCAAUAAAGAGUCAUACAAUUCACUUCUAUUC
Musa acuminata AAA Group (dessert banana) is the source of this 2193-nucleotide messenger RNA. RefSeq names its product inactive glucose-1-phosphate adenylyltransferase small subunit 2, chloroplastic-like. Gene Ontology annotation, molecular function: glucose-1-phosphate adenylyltransferase activity. The record is from RefSeq and is a predicted model, not a curated record. Bases 871 to 1992 code for a protein of 373 amino acids. The transcript is spliced from 8 exons. Gene Ontology annotation, biological process: glycogen biosynthetic process. Lineage: Eukaryota; Viridiplantae; Streptophyta; Magnoliopsida; Zingiberales; Musaceae.